Exaiptasia diaphana is the source of this 1540-nucleotide messenger RNA. RefSeq names its product somatostatin receptor type 4-like. Gene Ontology annotation, biological process: G protein-coupled receptor signaling pathway. The transcript has a single exon. Lineage: Eukaryota; Metazoa; Cnidaria; Anthozoa; Actiniaria; Aiptasiidae. The record is from RefSeq and is a predicted model, not a curated record. Gene Ontology annotation, molecular function: G protein-coupled receptor activity. Gene Ontology annotation, cellular component: membrane. Bases 285 to 1454 code for a protein of 389 amino acids.
GAAGUCUUAUCACAAACAGGUGUCAACAACAUGAUAAGGUGAGCGGCAAAGUGUGCCAUUUAACUUCCACAGUCGUUGACAACGACCACAAAAAAACAUCGGCGCUCAGUUAACGUCUGAAAUCGCGUUCAGAUAACUUUAGAAACUAGUUAAAUGCAAAAAUAACGUACACAAAAAAAGCUUGGAGUUCGAAUAGUGUAAAAGAGUGCAAUGAAAUCCAAAACUGGACCGUCUGCUACUAAGACGAUUGAACCAAUCUUCCCCACCACUUAAAGCCUCGAACAAUGGGGAACGUUUCUCAAGAUUCGACACCAAAACUGGCUCAUCAUUUAUCAGAAUUCGUAACGUAUGAAGUCACUGCUGGCCUUGCGUUUGCUGGGAACCUUUUAGUUUGUAUCCUUUUCUUCAGAAAGAAAACCCUGCUCAAGAAGUCUUAUAAUAUGUAUUUCCUGGGUUUGGCACUUCUAGACAUCCUUAUUGCUGUCACCAUGGCAAUCACCUACGCGAUUGUUCUCAUUGACGUCAUACCCUUUUCUUUUGGAAAUCGGCGCCUCGGGGAAUUUGUGUGUAGAGUAUUAUGGUCUCGAUGGUUAUUGUACUGCUUAUUUGCAUUGUCAGUGUACAUUUGCCUGUUUUUGACAAUUGAGCGGUGGUAUGCUGUUGUCAGACCUUUAAACUACCAAGGCACAUCAAAUAAGAAAAGGGUUAUUAUUUCUAUAGUGAUAGCGACAGUUUUUGCUUUGAUUUUUACUUGUACUUUUCCAAUGGAAGUCUCCUAUCUUUCUGGAUUAUCUGGUCAUACAAUGACCUGUGUCUGGAAACCAGUAACUGGUUACUCUAGUGGUGUUUGGGGUGUGUUUCAGUUCAUUGGUUUAUUAUUUGUCCCAUCGUUGAUUAUGAUAGGAUUGUUUUGUCACAUCAUUUACAAAAAACAAGUCACUGUCAUGCCAAUGCACGACUUUAGAAGCCGUCGUCAUAGUAACAUGAUUACACAAACAGUACACACCACACAGCGCACUGUUACUAAGAUGAUUGCAACAGCAUCUAUUUUUAUGAUCCUUUGUUGGGCACCAAAUCAAGUUUACUAUUUAUUGUCCAGAUUUGGCAUUUUGAAACGAGAUUCCACAAUACACCAUUACUUGGAAGCUUUGACAUUUUUCAAUUCAUGUGUGAAUCCUGUCAUAUAUGGAGUUACUAGUCAAACAUUCCGCAAAGGAUACUGGGAAGUCUUUUUAGGUCUUUGUCCUGCAAGCAUUCGUCUUCGGCUAGCACAAAGUCGUGGAGGACUUGGAGAGACUGUAGGAAGUGUUGUAUUUCUUGUGCAUACUCUUCAUCGCCGUCGUUCAUAUGAUUGGCGUUUUGAAGGAAUUCGUGCAUCUGUAGCUGUCCAGGUAGAAAAUAAUCCAACAAUGAGCAGUGAUGCCAUAGCAGUUCCACAAUCCUUACAUAUUUAAAUUUCAGGAAAAUGAUCCAAGUUAUAAAAUGCAACAAUAUUGGAAUAUGAGAAAUACAGGAAUAAUUUAGUAGUAAAUAAAAUAUU